AUGUCGGGAGUAGGAGACAAGAUCAACGGUGCGAUCCAGAUGGUCCAAGGUAUCGGCGACCAGAUCCGCGGCUCGCUCAUGGAGACGCUCGACACCUCCCUCUCCUCCAUCUCCAACUCCUCCAAUGACCCCAACGCCAGCCAAACACAGACGCACUCAUCAAGCCGCAACGCGGAGCUGUGGAACAAGGGCAAGGAGGAGUACCGCCAGGGCCGCGCAAAGGUCGCCGGCGUGCCCGCGGCGGUCGGGGAUGGGGUACAGCCUGAGAAGGAAGGGGCGUCGGUGGGAGGGGAGGGGAGUGAGAGCGAGCGGCCACCCAUCAACCCGCACGAGGCGGGGCAGGUGGGCCAUGGCGACCGGAGCGUCGGGGUUGUACCAGGCGGCGGGAGGGUCUUGCACCCGGACGCGUGA
This is a messenger RNA of Gloeophyllum trabeum ATCC 11539, 411 nucleotides long. RefSeq lists its product as uncharacterized. The transcript has 3 exons. Bases 1 to 411 code for a protein of 136 amino acids. Lineage: Eukaryota; Fungi; Basidiomycota; Agaricomycetes; Gloeophyllales; Gloeophyllaceae. The record is from RefSeq and is a predicted model, not a curated record.